This is a messenger RNA of Drosophila elegans, 253 nucleotides long. RefSeq names its product daisho2. The transcript has 2 exons. Bases 56 to 196 code for a protein of 46 amino acids. The record is from RefSeq and is a predicted model, not a curated record. Lineage: Eukaryota; Metazoa; Arthropoda; Insecta; Diptera; Drosophilidae.
GCCAGACUCUCGCAAGAUCGAUUGUCAAAGUAGAACUUGAAUUCACUCUGUAAACAUGAACUGUCUGAAGAUCUGCGGCUUUUUCUUUGCGCUGAUUGCGGCUCUGACGACGGCAGAGGCUGCCACCCAAGUCUUGAAUGCUGGCGGACACACACUGAUUCAAACGGAUCGCUCUCAGUACAUUCGCAAAAACUAAAUAGAUUAAAACCCCAACAAAAUGAUUCAACAAAUAAAAAUUAUUUAAAAAUUUAAA